AUGGUGCCAAGCCAGUUGUGGGGGAGACUGGAGAAGCCGCUCCUCUUCCUGUGCUGCGCCUCCCUCCUCCUGGGGCUGGCUUUGCUGGGCGUUCGGCCGGACAUCGCCCCAGUGGCUUAUUUCUUUUUCAUCCUGAGCGGCUUAUUUUUGUGUGCCUGCCUCCUGUCCUGCUUUCUGGAAGGGGGGUUCCGAUCAGUAGAGACAGAGAGCCCAGGGGCCUCAGGCAAUGCACGGGACAAUGAAGCCUUUGAGGUGCCGACCUAUGAAGAAGCCGUGGUGGGAUCACAGCCCCACCCCCAAGAACAGGAUCAACCACCCCCUUACAGCAGCAUUGAAAUCCCCCCAGGACUUGAAGGGGGACAGCCCGGCCACCAAGAGGAGAACAGCAGGGACAGACUGAGAAGGCGAGUGGGCUCGGAGGGAUCCAUGACGCAGAGAGCUAACCCGGGGAGAACUCCACUCAGUCUCCGGCUCCGGGGAGCACGGGUCGUGUCCACAGCCCCCGAUCUGCAGAGCUUGCGGGAACUCCCCAAAACAGAGCCUCUGACUCCACCCCCUGCCUACGAGGUCUGCUUUGGUCCCCCCGAGGACGACAACGUCUUCUAUGAAGACAACUGGACACUACCCUAAAUGACUCUCCCGGCACCGAUCAUCUCUCCACAGCAGACCUGCUCACGCACGCAGUCAGCAUUUCCUCAUGCCUGCUGUGUGUCAGGAACUGUGCUACUGUCUGGACACCGCAAAUGGGGACUUGAACCCAGAGGGGUGUGAGGCGACGGUAAGCCCUUCCCGUUUGGGAUGAGGAGUUUUCUGGAAACAUUCGGUGACCUACCCCUGUGUCCAGUAUUUCCACAAGAUGGUGAGAUGGGGAGGUGAUUCAGAGAGAGGAGGAAGUGACAUCUGAGUGACAAAAUACAUUGUUUUUAUUGCAGGUGUUUUAGCUCUAUUAGAUUCCUCGCAAGGUAUUACUCUCAGCGUUCCGAAGCUGAGACGGGUUCGAUUACUUGCACAAAGGUGCACUGGUAAUUAAUAUAAAAAAAAAAAAACUUGAA
Messenger RNA from Ochotona curzoniae (black-lipped pika), 1052 nucleotides. RefSeq names its product transmembrane protein 139 (gene TMEM139). Lineage: Eukaryota; Metazoa; Chordata; Mammalia; Lagomorpha; Ochotonidae. The transcript has 2 exons. The record is from RefSeq and is a predicted model, not a curated record. Bases 1 to 630 code for a protein of 209 amino acids.